Messenger RNA from Mycena citricolor, 5627 nucleotides. NCBI's taxonomy places the organism in Eukaryota, Fungi, Basidiomycota, Agaricomycetes, Agaricales, Mycenaceae. The record is from the annotation of a GenBank genome assembly.
AUGCGUGUGCUAGGGAUCUUGCUUACUCCCAUACUCUGUGUGGCUCAACAAGUUCCAUGGACUGCGCCGUUGCAGUCGAGGGAGCCUGAUACUUUCCAGCUCAAAUGGCCUGUGAAGAGGGUGGCUAUAAUCGGCGGUGGGGUCAGUGGACUUAUAGCGUACCGCGAAUUCGAGCAAGCCGGUUUCGAGCAAGUCCGGCUUUUCGAGCGCGACUCAUUGCCCGGAGGGAAUUGGCUCUACACUGAAGACAUACCGGGAGAUGCGCCUAUUCCAAAUGUGGAGCCCUCUAUUGGAGACUAUGUUCCCUCUGUUUUACCACCGGGAUCCACCUACCCUUCCGAGAAGAUUUAUUCUGACGGAGAAGAGCGUUGGAGGGAGCAUCGCGCCCCAAAACCUGUUUGGGAGUCUCUGGAAAGCAACGCGCCGGCGCCUAUUCAGCAGAUCACUGAAAUUCCAUGGCCCCCAGGGACACCUUGGCAUCUGCCACAUCGUCUACUCGGUCGAUAUCUCCGUGCCUUCGCUUCUUUCCACAACGUUAACGCCAACGACGACAACUCGGACGUUUCGUACCGUACAAGGGUGGAGCGAGUCGAGAAGCGACGGAAUCCGGCCACCCAAGACGAGGAGGGAUGGACGCUGACGCUGAAGCGCGUGGAACUCUUGGACUCCAAGGCGAAAGUGACGUGGUGGACUGAGACUAGCGCCGUAGAGAUCUCCCGGGAAGUAUCUCACUCUGCUCGCAGAAUCUAUCAGUCCAUCAGGCCUGCAAAUCCGAACCUUCCGGAUAAUGCUGGUCGCAAUCAUCUCAGUCGACUUCCGGCGAACAUCAGCAUCGUGCCCGAGAUACGACAGUUCCAUGCCCACAAUCAGACCGUCGAACUAGUCAACGGCACUUUCCUCGAGCACAUUGACCAAGUCGUGUUUGCCACCGGAUACCGUUAUUCCUUCCCGUUUCUUCCGCAGUUCCACCGUGAAACGGGAUCGACCGACCGCCACAUUGUCACAGAUGGCACCCAUCUACGCGCCCUCCAUCUCGACUUUGUCUCCAUCGAGGAGCCAACGAUCGGAUUUCUCAACAUGAACUGGGGAAUGCAAUCAUUCACAUAUGCCGAGUAUCUCUCCGUCGCCUUGGCCAAGGUCUGGUCCGCGAAGGCGUCCCUGCCGUCCCAGGACGAGAUGUGGAGGGCCCACGACCGACGAGUAGAGGAACGCGGAGGCUAUGGUCGCCAUCUCCAAUUCCUCGGCGAAGACAGAAACUCCGCGAUCAUUCGGUACUUUGUCGGCUGGCUCAACGAUGCAGCCGUGAAAUUCGGCGGAAAACAGCUCGAUGGCGAAGAUAAAAACUAUCACGAAAUCAUGACGACCUGGAUAAAAUCGAUGUACCCGUCUUACAACCUCCGGGAUUCGAGUAAAGAGGAACGCCAAUCCGUACAAUCAGUGGAUUGGAUCUACGGAGAAGAUUGGUAGAAGGUGUAGGGUCGUAGUCCAUCAUUUCAUAUCACGUGAUUGUUAAUCCCUGUAUUUUCGACUUCAACUUCACGGCGAAGUCGUCUCAGCCUCUGCACUCAACACUUCCGUAUGAAUGGUAGUACAUAUCAUGAACACUGGAAUUUGUGGAAUUCUUCUGUGCACGUCCCGCCCAAUCAGCCAAGCAGCGCGGCAUCCUCCUCAUCGGCAGGAGGCUGGGUACAGCGCAGGACUCAGAGAUCGGACUGAUUGAAACAGGACCUAGCCCUUCAUAGCGAAAUUGAAUUGCCGACAAGAUGGGGAAUAUAUUGUGAUAUAAGCUAUCUCUGGCGACAUCUGACGCGAUCGUGUCGCGAAUGCUCACUCGCACCCCAAUCCCACCAUGUGCCGAUACUCGAACUUCCCUCACGUCAGAUCCCAUGGCAUGAUUCGAGCUCUAUAUUGCGCCAAAACGACUGGUGCAUGCCCGUUAAGAAGAAUGCACCUCGUCCAGCCUGCUAGCCGUUCGGUCUACGAUUAUGACCACACCGAGCUUGGAGUAUGCCGUGCCCGCGGAGGUCAAGCCUACACCGCAGACCGACACACAGAGUCGAUGGGCGAUACUCUGGGACACGGCAGGGGUCGGCCGUGAUGAGCGUCGGAUGCUGCUCAAGGUCGAUGCGUCGCUGCUCAUCUUCGCUUCCGUCCGUGCUUUUCUCUGCAUCCGCCCCGACAUGGCACUCACACCACGUGUAGCUGGGAUACUUUAUCAAGAACCUGGAUCAGGUAUGCUUCUCUGUGCAGACUGGUGUUCACAGCCUGACUGGGUUGCAUAGACGAAUGUCACCAGUGCAGUGAGUAACUGGCGGUAUCGCCGAUCGUGAGGAAAUUCACAUAUCGAUCAAGUUCUUCGCCGGGAUGGAGCAAGAUCUGUGUGUAUUUGGCAACCGAAUGCGUGAACUGCACCCCUCAAUCGCCUCAGGAACAUGACUGGGAACCAACUGGUGUAUGCGACAUCGUACUGGACCGCAGGCUAUGUCAUUGGGCAGAUCCCGUCGAAUCUCUUGUUGACUCGGAUAUCUCCGCAGUAUGUCAUACCUUCACUCGAACUUGCUUGGGGCCUGGCUACACUCGGAACGUAUUCUGUCAAGAACGUCGAGUCACUGUACGCGCUGCGGUUUCUCGUUGGUCUCUUUGAGUCCGGCUUCUACCCAGGAAUGCAUUACAUUCUCGGGUCCUGGUACACUCCACGUGAAUUGGCCAAACGGACAACCAUAUUCUGGACUGCGGGAUCGCUGGGCUCGAUGUUCUCCGGCUUUCUGCAGACAGCAGCGUACAAACGGCUGAACGGCGUGCAUGGGCUAGCAGGCUGGAGGUGGCUUAUGAUUAUCGAUGCUAUAAUGUCCGUUGCCGCCGUCUCCACGCGCUAUCGAACUCACCAAAUUCAAGAACGAUCCCCAUCGCCCUGUUCGGCUUCGUGUUUCUGCCAAAUCUACCCUGGGCAGCGGAGCCGUCGUUCAUGCUCAGUCAGAGGGACAUCGAUAUUGCUCGUGCCCGUAUGAAAGCUGUUGGCCGCAAGUCUCACGAGCCGUGGUCCAAAGCCAAGCUUCGACGCAUCCUCAGUCACUGGUACAUAUACGUGCUUCCCAUCGAGUAUGUUCUAUGGAACAACGGAAGCGCCCAAUCGCCAAUGCAGUACUGGCUCAAGAGCUUCAACGUGAAACCGUACCCUGUGCCGGGGGUGUCAUACUCUGUGUCCCAGAUCCAGCUGUUACCGCUUCCUGCGACUGCUAUCCUGAUUGUCACUGCUCUGAUACUGGCGUGGAUCAGCGACGGACCUGCAAGAGGCUUGCGUUGGCCAUUCAUCAUUGCUGGCGCUGUCUCGAACCUCAUAUUCAACAUCAUCUGGCUCGCACUGCCUCUAUACAAACACAUCCGGGGCCAUUUCGCGUACUUUUACCUAAUGACUAUCGGGACGACCGCCGGCCCGUUGAUCAUGAACUGGAUCAGCGAGAUUACCCAGAUGGACAGUGAGCUGCGCGCCCUCUGUGUUGCACUGGGCAACGAUCUGGCCUACGUCGUCCAAGCGAUCGCGCCUAAUUUCGUAUGGAAGACAACCGAUUUCCCGCGUGCUGCGAAAGGCUACCACUGGUCGAUCGGUCUGCAAGUCAUGCUGAUCUUGUGGACCGGGCUGAUCUUGUUCCUGCUACGCGAAGAUAAACGCAAGCAGAAAGGCACAGACGAAGAAGAGAGCCAGACUGAGACAGGAAUCACACGGGUGUCGGAUGUCGGACCUAAAGAUGCAAUAGAUUAGUUAGCAGUCGCCGUGUUUAGUCAGGAGGGGGUGCAACAUAGAAUGUGGAUUGCGCGAUUUUGUGUACUGAACGAGGUCAGAUGUCUGCUCGUACAAAGUUUAGCCAGCCGCAAUCUAUUCCAGAUUGUUGUGUGGGAGACAAACUGUCGUCGAUGGCGUGCGAUAUUGUGUGAUUCGAAGAGGAAGAGGGGGUCAGUUGGGACUGUUAUCUUUGGAGCAAGAAGGGCUGCCGAUUGCGCUAUGGCUAUUCGAACUUGCGAGUCCAGCAGAGCCAGUCGGCAGUCGUAUUCGCAAGAAAGUGUCGAACGGGCCAUCAUAUUACGUGCUGCGGCAUAAACGUAUAAGUACUGCCUCGACCGACAGGGAAACGCAACCAGUCAUGGCGCCCGUUGCAACCGAAACCGUAGCCAGCACUCGUGCUCCCGCCCACCCCGUCAUCAAGCCCAUUUCUGGCCCGUUGGCGACUAGACCGGAGUAUCCAGAGGAGAGCGAAACGUUCAAGCGUCCGCCCGAGAACACCCUCAGACGUUACGAGCGUGCGGGCAUCGAUAUCUCCCGUAAGCCGCCCUCUCUUCAUGUCGAAUCGAGGUUGAACCUCUGCAGAGGGCUACCCGUACCUCCCGAACAAACCCGAGUUUGUUCAGGAUGUCGAGAAGCUCCAGACCAAUCUGCGAGCAUACAACGAUCCCGCUAGCCGUGCCGAUCCCGAGAAGAAGGCACUCUUCGGCGCCGCCAAGGAGGUCCGGGAUUUGUCGAUCCACAUCGGAGUGAGGGAGACUAUCUCGAGUGCGACGUCUCGAUUAACGUUGUACAGACUGAGAUCGUGGGUUUGCAACUCGAGGAUUUGAACGAGAAGCAAAAGGACGAGCUUGCACUCCUUAUCGCGUGAGUCCCAUCCAAUGAAGAUCUAUCUCGGCGCUAAAUGUCGUUCAGGGAACGCUCGGUCGUCUGUGAGUCGAUGCUGACUCACCUUUCAGCUCGUGCUCUUACUGAUACAUCGCAGUCUUCCGUGAUCAACAACUGGCGCCUCAGAAGCAACGCGAGCUCGGAGUGUAUCUCGGGGAUGGUGAAAUCGAGAUUCACCCGCAAGUUCCCCAGGUCCCCGGCCUGCCUGGUGUGACGCUCAUUUGGGAGCGUGCCCGUGAGUACCGGCUUUCGUCUCCCAGGACCUUCCGGACGGCAUACCCAUCCGGCAGCUACGGCUGGCACACUGAUCUCGUGCAUCUCGCCUUCCCUCCCGGCUACACCCAUCUCCACCAAGACACCGUCCCGCCGUGGGCGGAGACACGCUCUGGGCUUCGGGCUACGCUGCCUACGACAAGUUCUCGCCCAAGUUCCGCUCGCUGCUCGACGGCCUCAAUGGGAUCUACCGCUCUGCGCACCAGUACAAGGACGCCAACGACGCGAGCGCGCCGCCUCGCCACGUCACCAUCGUCCACCCUCUUGUCCGCACGCACCCUGUGACCGGCUGGAAGACGGUGUUCGCGAACCGCGCCAUGACGGUUGGAAUCGAGGGGCUCGAUCAGGCAGAGAGCGACGCGAUCCUCAACCACAUCUUCGACGUGUACGAGAAAUCGACUGACAUCCAGAUCCGCUGGCAGUGGACGCCAGGAACCUCGGCUAUCUGGGACAACCGCUCGACGAUCCAUACGGUCUCCUUCGAUUACGAAAACAAGGAGGAGCGACACGGCACUCGGGUGAGCUCCUUGGGUGAGGUUCCGUUCUUCAAUGGCGGGAGGUCGAGGAGAGAGGCAUUGGGUCUGGAUGCGUGAUACGGUAAUAGAACGGAGGGCAAGCGAGUCGAGUUGUUGUAGUUUGCCAGAGUCCACAGAGCAAGCAGUGAAUGUAAACCAAGUUCUCACGUGUA